GUCGACAAGAUGAAAAAACGCAUAAUAUAAAUUCUGAGAAUGAGACAUGCAAAUUGGUUUAAUAUUGCCAAUUUUGCUGUUAGCUGCAGGUACAGCUCAAGCAGCAAAUCGAUCAACCCUGACUCAUGUGGAUGUGUUAGUACAGCGUCAUGAUACUAUUGAAAAGUGUGCUAAGGCGUGCUUACAAAAAGGAGAAAGUAUGUGCCGCUAUUUCAAGUUUGUCAAUGCGACAAGGCAGUGCUACUUGUCAUCUAAGGUUCAUCCGGACGUUAAAAACACAGCUCCUGGUUCUGAUAAAGGAAAUGGCACCAAGCUCUGGCACAAACUACAACAAUAUCAAGUCCAUAAAAAGCUUGGAAACUUAAAGGAAGUCAAGCAUAGGCUGACAGCUUUGAAGACAACCAUUGACAAGAAGAUAGCCAGGACAAACAGAGUUGACAAAGGUAUAGUUGGAUCAAGGAACAAGCAAUCCAAGGUUUUGGCAGUUCAUCAAAAAAUCAUCUUGACUUUGGCAAGAAAUGUCGUUCAGAUAAAAAACACGAUGACAUGGCUACAUGACUUGCAGAAAAAAAUACGAGGACAACUGGAUAAAGCUUUAACAGGAGGAAACUUCGCAAAUGGGCGCUUGAAAUAUUUCGUUGCAUCGAACGUGAUGAUAUUGAAUGAACAGAAGGCAUACAGACAGGUUUUCAAGAAACUUCAAAACAGGCAUCGACGACUACAGAAUAGAAUUAGGCAGCUGACUAAUGACGUCAGAAACAAUGGAGUUACAGCUCUUAGGCUGAUGAAGAAACUCACUCGAGGCAUCGUCAAGUUGGCUCAAAAGGGGCACAAUGUGAAUGUUCGUUUAAACAACGCGUGGAAACUCCUCUAUCAAGUGAGGAAUCAAGGUGGCGUUAGUCACAGACAGAUCAACAUGUUGAGAAAGUUCCUGCAAGCUUUGCACCUGAAAGUGAAUCAGCUGGCUGCACUUCCAGCAGCCCUUAAAGGAGCAGCCCUUAAAGACCUGACGGCAAUAUUGAUGCAUCUUGCCAGAAUCGAUGGUUUUAACAAGCAAAUUGGCAGCAAGAUGUCAUCAACCCAGAACCAACUGGCAGGAAUGAUGGGGGGACUGACUAGUGUGCUGUCUUUCAUGCAUACCCUGCAGAAUCAACUGACUAAUGAAAAGUUGAGGACUGACUCUAUAAUGAAAGAUAUGACCAAUCUGAGGCAAUCUAGGGGUAAGGGUCUACCUAAUAUUGCAGCCCUAAAUUCAAUGUCCAUGCAAGAAUUGUUCAUUAUCUUCAAAGUGCACAAAAUACUUGCAAGCAAACUACAACAGACUCAAGGCAGCCUCCAAAAUCUGUCAAGACAGCUCGCUAGGCAACAUAAAAUCACACGGAAAGUUAAUGUUGUGCUUGUGGCGUUUCAACGGUUUUUUGAAAGGAAAAUACAGAGGACAAUCACAUGUUAUGAAUAG
Molecule: messenger RNA, 1459 nt
Organism: Mya arenaria
Lineage: Eukaryota; Metazoa; Mollusca; Bivalvia; Myida; Myidae
Exons: 8
Coding region: 47-1459 (470 amino acids)
Source: RefSeq, a predicted model, not a curated record